This is a messenger RNA of Psylliodes chrysocephalus, 673 nucleotides long. Lineage: Eukaryota; Metazoa; Arthropoda; Insecta; Coleoptera; Chrysomelidae. The record is from the annotation of a GenBank genome assembly.
AUUAAAUCAUUUAUUAAAGGAAAGUUAGAUCUAAUUUCUUCUGCAACUCUGUUAAGACCAUGAGCCAAACAUGUAACAUGUAUUAAGUUUUCAUAAAACAUUUUUAAAUUUUGUGCGGCUUUUACCAUGUACGGGGCAGCAUCGGAUAACAGCAAUAAACAUUUUUCUGUUGGAACGGCUUCCGGAAGAAAAAAGGAAGACAAUUCUGUCUGGAUAAAACGAGUUAUUGUCAAGUUAUUUAUUUUAUCUAAUUGCUUUGAAGCGAUUAGAUAUGGACCAAUUUGCAUUUUUUCGCGUAAUGAACCUAUCAUUAAAUGGGCUAUAUAUCGACCACAAGAGUCUGUUGUUUCAUCCACAAUAAUGAAGAAAUGGUUUCCAACGGUAAUCUCACGAAUUUUUUUACGAGUCUCAAUGUACAAACUGUCAACACCACGUUUGCAUAAUAUACUUUGCUCUGGAAUAUUAAAUUUACAGUAUUUUUGCAAAAAUGAUCGGAGAUUUGGAUUAUUUAAUCGUAUUAAAGGGAUAUUCGAAGUCACUAAAUCUUUGCAAAAAUCUUCAUUAAAAAUAGCUUGUUCACUUCUAGACGAUCCAAAUUCUAAAUAUUGUUUCAAGGGAAGUUGACUUUGUCUGCGAGUGUCUUUGCUUUGCUAUAUGUGAGGGUGUUUUCGCG